This is a messenger RNA of Meleagris gallopavo (turkey), 9310 nucleotides long. Lineage: Eukaryota; Metazoa; Chordata; Aves; Galliformes; Phasianidae. The record is from RefSeq and is a predicted model, not a curated record.
CUCAUCUUGUACUGCAUGACUUGGGGCGGGUCUCUGAGCACAGGUGAUGGGGCGUUCAGCAGUCACAAGAGUGGAGGCUGCUCUGAGAAGGGCCCGCUGCGUGUUCCUUGCAUCGCACUCCUGCCUGCUUCCCUGCAGGGAGUGCCUGCAUUGUGCCACAGGUGGCUCAGGACUCAGAGUUCUGCCUACGAUAACGUCAACAAAGUUCGAGUUGCUAUAAAGAAAAUCAGUCCUUUUGAGCAUCAGACAUACUGCCAGAGAACUCUGAGAGAGAUAAAGAUCUUACUGCGCUUCAGGCAUGAGAAUAUUAUCGGAAUAAAUGAUAUUAUCAGAGCUCCAACUAUUGAACAAAUGAAAGAUGUAUACAUUGUGCAAGACCUUAUGGAAACAGAUCUUUACAAGCUCUUAAAGACUCAACACCUCAGCAACGACCACAUUUGUUAUUUCCUUUACCAGAUUCUGAGAGGGUUAAAAUAUAUCCAUUCUGCCAAUGUGCUUCAUCGUGACCUCAAACCUUCGAAUUUGCUGCUCAAUACCACUUGUGAUCUCAAGAUUUGUGACUUCGGACUGGCUCGUGUUGCAGAUCCUGACCAUGAUCACACAGGAUUCCUGACAGAGUAUGUGGCCACGCGUUGGUACAGGGCUCCUGAAAUCAUGCUGAAUUCUAAGGGUUACACCAAGUCUAUUGACAUCUGGUCAGUAGGCUGCAUUCUGGCAGAGAUGCUCUCCAACAGACCCAUCUUUCCAGGAAAACACUACCUUGACCAACUUAACCAUAUCCUUGGUAUACUUGGAUCCCCUUCCCAAGAAGAUUUGAACUGUAUAAUAAAUUUAAAAGCCAGAAACUAUUUGCUUUCCCUACCACACAAAAAUAAGGUACCAUGGAACAGGCUGUUUCCGAACGCUGACCCCAAAGCACUUGAUUUGUUGGAUAAAAUGUUGACCUUUAAUCCUCACAAGCGAAUUGAAGUGGAACAAGCUUUAGCCCAUCCAUAUCUGGAACAGUAUUAUGAUCCAAGUGAUGAGCCUGUAGCUGAAGCACCCUUCAAGUUUGAUAUGGAAUUGGAUGACUUGCCGAAGGAAAAGCUGAAAGAACUGAUUUUUGAGGAAACUGCUAGAUUCCAGCCAGGAUAUCGAUCUUAAAUUGUGCAUAGGACAAGGACUUAAAGGACUGGGCAUGCUCAAACGUUGCUGUUCCUCUUCCCAGUUCUUUACUGUUGGUCAUGUCUUGUGGCCUCUCUCAGCUUAUCCACUAACUCCUUUGAGCCAUUCAGGAGGGCAGUUCCUGGUAGUUUUGGCUUUUCAUGCUUUCAAUGAAUCUUUUAAGCCUGAAGAAUUGUAAUUGACACUCCUAUGCGUAAUGCCCGUUGUUGACCUGUUGCAGUACUGUACUGUAAGUGCACCUACUGCUGGCCGUGUUUUAACUGCUUGCUUUCUGGUUUGAGAGAUGCAGUGGUUCCUUUCACUCCUGGAUUAAUAUCCAAGAAGAUAAUUCAUUAACUGAUGCGAAGUUUACACCAUGAACUAUGUUUUUCUGACUUUACUGAAGUCGCUGGCAUUUUUUUUAGAAAAGCUACUAUUCAGGGCACUUUAAGUCAGUGACAUCCCAGAUUUUUUUUGCACUUCCUUUUUAAAUAGAAAUGGUUAGCAUCCAGUGAGUGGGGUUUUACCAUUAUGCUCUGGAUUACAGCAUAAGUCGUGUUCGUGUUAAUCUUGCUUAUGCACUUGUUUGGGUGUCCUGUGCUGUACAUGCAGGUAUUCUAUACAGUGUAAUAGCCACAUAGGAACCCAUCUGAAUUGAAGUCAUCUAAGAAACAUUUUACCAUGCAUUGACAAAAUUUGUACUUUUUUUUCCCUACCUUUUUCAAAAGAGAUCAUUUUAAGUUUAGCCAUGCUGGGAGGGGUAGUACUUCCAAAGUUCAUACCUUGUGGUCGUGUUUAUAAGGCUUGUGCAAAGAGAAUGAGUGGCAGCUUGCCAUCCUAUUUAUUCCCUGUGUGAGGGGAGAUUAACAAAGAACAUAAUGGCACGAUGACCUAAUGGUGAAUGCUUUUCUUUGUGGAAGGCAUCCGAAUGUGGUAAGUGAGAAACCAAAAUAUGAUGUUAGUAAACUCAGCCUGCAUACUUCAUGCCAAUGAAAUGCUCCAAAUGAGGACUGGUAGUUUUACAUCUGAAUCUUAUCACUGACAUUCAGAAUUCUCGCAGAGAGGAACACUGCAUCUUUAAAUGAGAAAGUUUGAAUUUCCUUUUGCUCCUACAGCAUGUCAGCAUCUCAAGUUCAUUUCUUGCAACCUACACUAUGGUGAUUUGUAAUCAAGCCUCCAUGAGCUCGUGACAUAAAGUACUGUUCUGUUGUCAAGUACUAUCAAACUUUUCUGAUAAUGCUGAGUUAGGACAACCAAACAAAGCUAGCACUAAAUAAUGUUUUAAAUUGUAUACCUUUUAAUGAUCUUUUCAAGUAUUUGUUACUGAAAUUGUAUAAUGUGGAGUUUACUAGGUGUUAUGUUCCAGUGCAGUGCCUCCUUUUCUUUCCCCACUGCUCUCUGUGGUGAGAAAUUUGCCUUGUUUAAAAUGAUUACUGUGCCCUCGCAUGACUGUUAAAGCUUUCUGUGCAAAGAUGAUUGUUUAAGUGCCACAUGCCUAUGAUUGAGAGAAAAAAAUCUAUUGUUACCUCUGAGUUGUGUUCAACUGAAAUGCUAUUCAACAAAUAACUUAGGAAAAAUAGUUCUAUUUUUAGCUUUUCAUAUCUCUGCUGUCUUCUCAAUUUAUUUUGGCAGCAGUGAAGAAUGGAUUGUAUAGACUGCUUGCUAAUAUGAACAAAAUGCACUUGUAAUUCCUGGAAAUAAAUUUAAACCUUAUAUCUUCACAUUAACAUAAAGAAUUAGUUUUUGGUUUCCUCUUGGGUAAUGUGUUUGAAUGGAAAUCAGAUUCAGUUGCUACUGCAGUAUUACAAGGAUGCUUGCUGGUUAAUGAAUCCAGGCUUCCUCACUCCACUUAGUCUGCUUUUCAAAAAAAAGAAAAAAAAGAAAAAAAAAAAGAAAGCCAUUAACUUAGGUUUCAAUAGGCAAGGGUGCUUACAAGAUUCCAUUUCAGAUUUUUUCUUUGAGUUUGAGUCUUAGUCUACCAAAACUAAUUUUUAAUAAGCGAUGGUUCAUUUUAAGGGGCAUUUUCAGUUAGGAAGUUCCUGUGGUACAUCUCUACUGUGCGGAACAAAAGGAGCAAAGUCAGGACACUGCACAAGUGAUCGUGGAAUCUGAUAUGGAGCCUGUGCUAAAAAAAGUUUCUAUAGAAAUUAUGCACUUGACUGUUGAUACUUGUGUAGAAAUUUUUUCUGAUGUUUCUACACAUCUUUACCAAAACGCUUUCUUCACGCAGUUUUGAGAAGCUGAAAUAUUUCUAGAAUCUCUGCUACUUGUACCAUCGUCACCAUUACAGGAAUCGUGGUUGGAAAGAUGACUGUUACUGAAAUCAGUUUGUAACACCUCAAUCCGAAUUUAGUAAGGAAGAAUUUUUGCAGCUUAUUUCAUCCUUUUCCCAGUUCUUUUCUUAAUACUUUAAUUUGGGAUUCUGGAGAGGUGAAAACUUACCCUUGCUAUCUUCUCUCAGAAUGACAAGCCAAGGGUUUGCUUUACCUAACGUGUGGUGCUUUCAGGCUUUCUUCCUUAGCUGUCCUUACUGAACCAAGUUGGAGUCCAUCGGUACCAAUAACUGCAUCCAUCAGUCUUCUGCUGAACGCAGUGAACGUUGUUAAGCUGAAUGUUAUAUUGUCAAGUGCAGAAGCGUGACUUUUUCUUUUGUCAGAUACUGAAAAUGUUUAAAAGAAGGUGCCUAUAACACUGUUAGGUCGGCUAUUGCUCCAUUUUACUUUUCCCCCCUCCCCCCCCUCUUUUACCUAGUUUUUGUAUAUGUAGAGCAGAGACCUGAAACUUGUAUUUGAAGUAAUAUAUAUUUCAUGGUAAAGAUGUUUUGGGAAUAAGGAAUGUAAACAGUUGACUGUCUAAACACUGCAACUGUACUGCGGAAGAAAAACAGGCAAACUUAAACUUCUCUUGGAUGCUUUGGCAAAGAAAGCAUCUUAUUCUGCUAUCCUGACUUCCCCAGAAUCUUCCUCCUCACUGUCACACGCACCAAGUCUGAGGUGUGCAAGGCCCUGCGUGGGCUGAGCAGUGCUGCUCUGUGAGGUUUCAGCAGCACAGAUGGUGACGUGACUCAGCAGUGGCCAAAUGCAACCCAAGGAGUUGAGCGUGGCUUUCCUUGCAGAAUGGGGAAAAAGAAAAACUUGUUGCAGCCCAUUGUGAUACGCUAUGAUAUAUUUAUACCAUGUCAAAGUUCUUUGCUGUACUAUAGAUUUAAACUUUAUUAAUAUAUAUCUGCUUAUGUUAGUGUAGUUUCUAUAGUCCUUGGUUAUGGAGGAAUUUGUGUUGUUACAGCACAGUGAUAUGGUAUAAAUAUGGGUCUGUACACACAACGUACUCAUGAAUUUGGUCCCUUGCAUAGUACUUUUAUAUUUGUACAGCGACGUCUUCAAGCAAUCCCAGGUUUUAGGGGAAGUAUUUUUGUAAAUGCAGUGGUUUAAACAAAAAAUCCAACCAGUCCAUUUACUAAGUUUUAAAUGCGUUUGUGGUUCAAAAUGGUUUAGUUAAUGACUAAAAUCAAGACACUAAAUUAGUGAAAAGUGCACAUUAGUAAAGUGAAGCAUACCUUGGUUUUGUGUAGCAUGUGCUGUGAUCAAGCUAGGGGAAGCAUUGGACGAAAUGCAAAAGUUGGACUACCUUUGUAAAUCUAGAACAAACGUCUGAAGGUUGCAGCUGGAUUACUUACUAUUGUUGCCUUUUCUAGUGUUGUAUCAGUGUAGAGCACUCUUAAAUACUCAAACUGCUUUGUCUUUGCUUUGUACUGUUGGUGCCUUCUUAGUCACGUACCCCACAUGUCCUGCAUAGCUAAUUUAGUUAAUGGUAAGUUUAAAAUAAAAUAAAGGAAGAUUUUAUAUUAAAAAAAAACCUUUAAAACUUCAUUUUCUGUAUGUUCUUAUUCAUUGUAACAAUUAAACAUUUAUAUUGUGACAGAUUUGUGAUUUGGUUAAUUUGUAUAGAUCAGUUGUAAGUAGCAAAGGUUUAUAUUUGUCUUAUUCUUUUAAUGUUGUAAACGUACGUGGUUUUCUUCUUUAAAUCAGGUAAUUAAUGUUCUGUUUCGUUUUUGGCAUCUGAAUCUUGUAAAAACAAAUGCAAAGAAAAUCAUUAAAUUGUGUCCCUGUAUUACCAAAUCAGCAUAGUACUGUGCAUAUGUAGAAUGACUGAAACUUCACUUUACAGUGACUGCUGUUUUACAAACCGUGAUGCAUGUCACAUCGGCGUGCCUAAAAGCGCGUCGCCCGAACGGAGCAGUCGCAGGCAGCCUGCAUCCAUGUUUUUGAAUGCACAGUGUGUCUGUUUCAGUGUAUGAGUAUACCAGUUUGAAAUUGGAGUCAUCCAAAACAUGGCAGAUGAAGUUUAUGGACGGGCAAAGAGUUGCAUCUUUGUGGCAAGAAAGUUACGAAGUCAACGUUGUGAACUGCUGGGCACAGAGACGGCUUUGGCUCACUCAAUAUUAGUAUAGCUGUAGCCACUUCCCAGGAAGUUCUGCCGAGAAGUACCUGAGCAGUCCUUAGAGAGCAAAUGUUUUCAGUUUGAUACGAGAAAAAGUUCUUCUCAGGCCGAGGAUUGCAGUGUUCUGAGGUGUCUGGGAACAACGCGCUCGGACAUCCUUGUAAUGGCAUUUUCGUGAAUAUUUUUCAGUCUGAAGUCCAGCUGUGCCAAAGAACUGAGAAAAGGUGUAAUUUUAUCAUGGCAGCUAGAAACUUCUGUAUUUGUAUGACAACAUAAAGAGCCUGACCUGAAACUGACAGGUGCUUGUCAGUAACUGACAGCUCUGUGACGGCUCUAACGGCUGGCUCGUUGAAAUUCCUCUCUCCAUCCCCUCUCUGGUCUUCACAGCAGUAUGCAUUUUUUUUUCCAGAAUAUUGAGAGUUUAAUUUUGCCAUAUAUACAGUUAUGCACGUUGCUUUUUCAUCGACUGUAGCUGCCCUUGUCUGUCUCUGUUCCCCCAGCAGUGCGCGGUUUGGCAGUGGUGUUUCAGCGAGUCACUUCAAAGUUUGACUGAACUGCAUCUGGUCCCAGCAGAGGAUUUGACAAGCUGCUGCUUGACUCAGUAUUUUUGUCGCACUUGUUUAAGUAGGAUUAGUAGGAAAACACUUAGCUUUUAUUUGCUUUGUUCCAGCAGAAUAGGAUGCUGAUCCUUCCUGUCCGUGAGCUUUGAAGGGCGAUGGGUUGUGAGACCUUGGAGCCAAGGAGUGCGCAGAUGAGCUGUGGGGUCUGUGUGCAGGCUUAGUGCUUGCGUGGAUGGGCUCUGGUAGGGUGGGUGCUGUGGAGCUGAUAGCCAGCGCUGGAGGAGCUCGUGCUCCACGUGUUGAUUUGAGCCGUGUGGAUUUGAUGCUGUUGGGUUUUGUAGAGCUACAAGCCCAGUAUUUUCUCCGCAGACAAAAGUUCUCACUUCUGUGUGUUUCAUUGUACUUUCUACUAAGUAACAUUUGCUUGACAAGCUUAAAAAAAAUGAAUGUUUGAUAAUUGUAGAAGACUUAAAAUCUUCAUCACAUCAGUAGGUGUCAUGUCGGUGAUUCGAAGAGCUCUUGGCUUCCCUGCAGAGCAGCAUUAAGCACUGCCAGCUGCAAGAGGUGGGCGAUGCUCGUAGUGCCCUGCCGGGCUGAGCUUCCAUCACACCGUGUUCAUGUGAGGGCUAAUCUUGGAAUUGAGAUUUGAAAAUUGUUCUGUGAAACCUUUACUGUUCCGCUUUGUAAGGUACUCACACCCAAUGCUUUCCUUCAGGUAUUUUGCAGAACUCUGCCUGCUUUUUCAGUACAUCUUGCUACCGUGACAAUUUUUUUCUUUGUCUUCUUAUUCAAAGUGAAGCUGAAGUCUCAGCUGUUCCAAAAACCUUUCUUUGGGAUUCACGUGGUUCUGGUGAUGCACAACAGGUUACUGGUCCUGUUACAUAAACUGAUGUGAAUCCUCAGAAAAGGUAAGCAAAAAUACCUGGCAGGUCACUGAGACUCUUCCUGCUGGAAGCACAGCAUGCGGUCUGGUGAUGGUGUGUUCGUUUCUGAGGGGCAAUAAAAAAGCAGAUGAAAUGAUGAGAAAGGAGCGAUAGGAUUGGGUAAGGUGUGGUGUGGGGAGUCCUUUGUUGCUGUUAGAAACUUGAGCCUGAGAUUCAGCAGACCCUGGUUUGAACUCUUCUGACUCUUAAUCCUUGAAUACCUUGUAAAUACUGGGACCUCCUGCCCUUUCUCUGAAAUGUCCUCGCAUCUUCCUUGCAGCAUGCAGCCAUUCUUCAGUUUCUCCCCUUUUCCACCCCAUUAAUGAUUCUGGCAGAGCGAUGCGUGAUCCUUUAGUUCAUUUCCCUUGGUGCAGGAGUGGCUUGUUAGCGCAUGAGGAACGAUAAAAGGAAUCCUUGGGCAUUUUUCUGAUUCCCCAGAAAAGGAAGAAAUGUCUUGAGAAUGCUGGAAGGCCAGCAUGCUGUCUCAUCUAAAAAUACUGAGUUGAAUCCUUUUGUGUAUCUUGUGAGUCUUUCUGUGGCUUUGUGUGGACUCCCAGUUGUGCCAGCUAUUUGAUUGAAGUGCUUCUCUGCCUCCUUCCGCUGCUUCUUGCACAGAGCUGACCUUUGAUCCCGCUGAGUUUCUGUCUUCCAGUGAUGCUUUUCUUCCUCAGGGUUUAUACAUUCCGUGUUGGUGUUUUUCUCCCCAGUCCUUUGACUGCUGUGACCGACUUGGCGUCACGUUUUUAUUCUUUCUUCUCCUUAUUUUGCAUGGCUGUAGCUUCCCUGUGGUCUCACAACUCUCCAUUUGUUUGCUUUUUAGAAAUUUCUGGGUUUUUUUAGUUACUCUGUAAGGCCACAGCCAUACUUCACAGAGCUGGGCCCUGGUUACAGGCAGCUGACUUAAGGGCUGCUGGUUGCACUCCAGCCGCUGGCUUUGGGGAGAAAACUUGCCUAGGCAGAGCAGUUCCUUUAAUGCAGUUCCAGUGCCUGGGAUUGCACCAGUGCAGCGAUCUGUUAAUUCCACCUUACUGCUUUAAUGCCUUGAAUACAAAAACCAGAAAUAACAACAGAGAACUUCAUUCUCCCCAGCUAUGAUGCAUUCUUCUGCACUACUGAAACUAUAUCAAAAUUCAGGCUUUUCAAGAAAAAAAAAAAAAGGCGAAACCCAAAGCUGUAAGAGAUGCCAUGAGUUUAAAAAAUAACAAAAUAAUAAAAAUUUGCUAUUAUCAAGAGACUUAAGAUGCACCUUCUACUUCGAUCUUAACAUCCAAGACACAUAGCUUGCUCGGAAGAUGCUUUUCUGCCUUAAAUCUGCAAAUGCAAAAAUGCUGAAUAUUCAGAAUUUUGGCUUGAAACUGAACCAAUGAUAUCACCAGUGAGCUGAAAGCUCGGGGAAGGUUUGAAGUCAGGCCUUCUCCUAGCUCAGCUUUAAUCUCAAUAGCGGGGGAGAAAUCUUUGACUAUCAAACCUUCCUGUUCCUAGAAGUGUUUAAAGCUUACAAAUAUUCUAUCUUGUCGUUGAGGCGUCUUAGAUUCAAGUUUAUAGACUAAAGAAUUUUUGUGUGUUCUGUGUUCUUAAAAAGCUUUGUUAGUUUUGGUACGUGUUUACUUCUGCAGGCUCUUCAGAUAGGCAUGCCACAAAUGUGGGGGGAACCAACUUCUGCAGGCCAGUUGACACAUCCAGAAAUGCUUAAAUCACGUUGUUGAUGUCACUGUAGCUACGUGUUGUUUGCUCUCGUGCAGCAUACGUCAACGCUCCAGAAGAAGGUGGGGAUUAAAGAAAAAUAAAAUUGUGGUCAUUUCUUAAACAUUCUUUUGUAGCUCAAUUUAAUCCAUAGGCUUGUUUUUGAGGGUAGUUUGGUAUUUGGGGAGAACCGUGUUAAGUCGUUUUUACAGCUGACUUGACAUUUCUCUAAGUAUAAUUUGCUGUUAUUCCAGCAUGGCAAAGGUCUGCAUAAUUCAUGUGUGCUCAACUUAAUCACUGGUUUUCUUCUAACAAUAAAUGGCAUUGUACCAAAAGCAAUAUAUCCUGUGCGUAGUUGGUAGUGGAAGUAAUUAUUACUGUGCAGCUUUUACUUUCAUUGUCUUCCCAAUGGUUGCUGCUAGCAUGGAUUUUGUGCACUGACAGAUGUUCCAGGCUGUUAGAGAUGUAUUGUGGGGGAAAAAGUCCUGCGUAAUACCUGUUUGCUUUCUGGAAGCUGCUGCAGUACUUUGAAGCAGAAAAGAGUUGCAUCUGAUGCUGCAA